AGCAUAGCGCUGAGUUAUGAUUAGGGGAAUGAACAACUGCUGCCGAACAAUUUUGGUUUUGUUCUAAAGCUCUCCUGCGAUGCAUUCCGGCUAACUAGCUUGCUAGCUAAGUGAGGUGGCUAAACGUAGUUAGCUUAGCGCUUAGCUUGUUUUGCCAACUUAACGCCAGACAUAGUGGGAUUUGAACAAAAUGUAGCGUGAAAUGACUGUUUGCUUUAAACGUCUUGUUGGGACAUGAAAUGGCGAUUUUAUUUAUAUUUAAGAAUGGUGGGUUACAGAAGCUGCUCCGCUUUACGACAGGCACAGACAUUUUAGUGUUCGCUAGCUAAUUUACGAGCUACGCGAUGGCUAACAGAUGCUAGCAAGAACAGUGGUUUGUUGCCAUCUGUCUGGGCUUUAUCUAUAUAGUGGAAUGGGACGCUUUCCCAGCUGCGUGGAACCAAGAUAACAUCGCCAGUAUUUGACCCGUUUUUGGUUUCCCAAAACAGCUCCGGCCCGGGCCUCAGUCCGCGGUCUAGAGUUUGAUAGCGGGCUGUUUGAGACGGAAGCACGUCGGUGAGUAGCUGCCAGCCAGCCCCCUCAGCACCAGCCACCAUCAUGGGAGACAGCAGAGAUUCCCGCAGCCCAGACAGUUCGUCUGUGUCCUCCCCUCCAUCGGGACAACGCUCACCUCCGUUGGUUCCCUCAGCCGCAGCUUCCAUGACCUCCCUGCCUCCCAUCACCACCACCGGGGUCAACAGCCCCAUCAGUAGCAUUGGUUCUCCCUUUUCCGUCAUCAGUUCCUCACUAGGCUCACCGUGCCUGCCUGGCACACCGUCAGUGGGAUACGGCCCAAUUAGCAGUCCGCAGAUCAACUCAACAGUGUCUAUGUCAGGGCUCCAUGCAGUGAGCAGCUCCGAUGAUGUGAAACCUCCGUUGGGCUUGAAGCAGCUGUCGUCCCACAGCCCAGGGCCGAUGCUCUCCCAGAAACGCCUUUGUUCCAUCUGUGGAGACAGAUCCUCUGGUAAACACUAUGGUGUCUACAGCUGUGAGGGCUGUAAAGGCUUCUUCAAGCGGACAGUGCGCAAAGACCUGACCUACACCUGUCGGGACAACAAAGACUGUAUGGUGGAUAAGAGACAGAGGAACCGCUGCCAGUACUGCCGCUACCAGAAGUGCCUGGCCAUGGGCAUGAAAAGAGAAGUGGCCAAGAUGAACGACAGAUCUGUCCAAGAGGAGCGGCAGAGGAACAAGGAACGAGAGAGCGAUGUCGAAUCGACCAGCGCGGUGAACGAGGAGAUGCCAGUGGAGAAGAUUUUGGAGGCAGAGAUGGCUGUGGAGCAGAAGACGGAGCUUCACGCAGAUGGAAGUUCAGGCGGCAGCUCUCCCAACGACCCUGUCACCAACAUCUGUCAGGCAGCAGAUAAGCAGCUCUUCACCCUGGUGGAGUGGGCCAAGAGGAUCCCUCACUUCUCUGAGCUUCCCCUGGACGACCAGGUCAUCCUGCUACGUGCAGGCUGGAAUGAGCUCCUGAUCGCGUCGUUCUCCCAUCGCUCCAUCUCGGUGAAGGACGGGAUUUUACUGGCAACCGGCCUGCAUGUCCACAGGAACAGCGCUCACAGUGCGGGUGUUGGAGCCAUCUUUGACAGGGCGCACAAUGCUGAGGUUGGGGCCAUAUUUGACAGGGUUUUGACAGAGCUUGUCAGUAAGAUGAGAGACAUGCAGAUGGAUAAGACAGAGCUUGGCUGUCUUCGAGCCAUCAUCCUCUUCAACCCAGAUGCCAAGGGUUUGUCCAACCCGAGUGAAGUGGAGCUCCUGAGAGAGAGGGUGUACGCGUCUCUGGAGUCCUACUGCAAGCAGAAAUACCCCGAUCAGCAGGGCAGGUUUGCAAAGCUCCUCCUCCGGCUGCCAGCACUGCGCUCCAUUGGUCUAAAGUGCCUGGAGCACCUGUUCUUCUUUAAACUGAUUGGUGACACGCCCAUUGACACCUUCCUGAUGGAGAUGCUUGAAGCGCCUCACCAGCUGACCUAGAGGAGCCAGGUUCGGUCCAGUCAGGAUCUGAUGUACGCCAGGAUUACCGACACGUCACCCCCGCCUUGGGUCGUUGGCUCCUCUUGUUGGGCCUCACUUAACUGCAGCACCUGCUGGUUUUAAUGUACCGGCUACACACACACACACACACACACACACACACACACACAGUCCCUGUCACUGACCUAAUUAUCUUGACACAUGCACAUGCAGAUUUUAACUUGCAUACAUGACUUGACAUACAGCGCAACUAAUACACAGAAAAUAUGGCUCUGAAUUAACCGUAUGCUAAUGGACACACGCACACACACACACACACACACAUUUUCACCAUAUUUUCCCAUAUUCAGUUUUCCACCAUAGGGGUUUACAACUCAAGGAAUAUAUCCCCUUUUCAUCACAAAUACUGUACAGUAAACGUCUUAAUUUUACGUUAGCCUUCAAUUUCACAACUUCAUCUCACAGUGGGUUUUUGCUUCUGCGUAACUGGUAUCCUUCCCCUGUUUUUACUUGGAUUACUUAGUUACACUGCUAGCUGCACCUCUGUAUAUUAUAUCCAUCACUAGCCGGUUAGUUAUUCAUGUAUGAUUUUAGCUUAAAUUCAGGUGCGUAGCAUUUCAAUCAGCUGUCCACCAUCAAACAAAAUCACUUCUUAUUGGUCAGGAUUGUCCUAUGAUGGACAAACAGACACCCCCUCCCAGUGAGUUCAUCAAGUCUCGUAAACAUUGAUAUUUUAUGCUUUGUUUUUUUUUUUUUUUUUUUUUUUUUUUUUUUUGAAUAUUCAUGCUGAAACUUGUUUGAGUUUCUAUUUUGAAGUACUGUACUCAUGAAAUGAGAGCUUUUUCCAAGGCAUUGAAAUCCAGGAAAAGGGGGGUGGGAGCACUUUGUUGAAACUUUGUCCCUCCCACCCUGAUGCGCACAGCGGGCUUUGUAAGACAAGAAGAAUGACUUGAAUUUUUUUUUCCUAGUUUUGAUUUUAUCCUUUUCUCUAUUUUGGCAGUUGGUUGGCAUUUUAAACAGCUUGAGGCUCACAGGAAGUACGGCUUCACGCAAUACAAAAUUGUAUUUGUUAGCCUUUUAGCUCCCGUUACCCCAAACCCUCCCUUUGCUGGUGGUCAUUUAUGCACUUUUGUGAGUUGUAACUGUGUAAAUGUUCCUGUUUCCUAGAAAUGACCAUCUGUUCUCAGAGACCUAAGAUGACCUUGAAGGUACUAUGUGUAGGGUUUUCUCAUUAUUGCAUCAUUUUCAUGUCUGAUGAUGAUUUGUUAUAGAACUUGCUGAAUGAUUGGCAUGUACAUAUGACAAGCAGGUUUGGGCAUUAGCUCUAACCGCCAGUUGAAAGGCUGAAAGUGUCCAUCUGUUAUUUUUAGGACACUUUUAUUCCAAAAGUCUCAAAAGUCUGGAGGAGAAGAACAAAUCGCUGUUCUUUGAGUUGAAAUUCUUUGAACAACUCUGCAUAUAAUUGGUCAGCCUCUGUCUGAGAUGUGUGUCCUACUGUGCAGUGAGACUAUUGAGUUAAUAAAAGAGUUUGACGUUAGACCUCUCAACCCAGCAGCUAUUGGAGUGUCCUUGUGCAAGAUGAUUCAGUGUUUUGUACUGAAGAUGCUGCACUCUGUCCCUGCUGUAAAACAAGGUGCAAAACAAAAAAAGAAAAAAAACCAGCAAAAUAAAUAAAUAAAUGGCUCAAAUAGUUUGACAAAGUCAGUAAUCCAAGAUUUAAUUGAUAGUCAGUCAGUAUCAACUUUAUCGUUAUCUGCGAUACUUUUAGAUCCCUGUGGAUAAAAUAUAGACCGGGAAACAAUGCACCCGUGUCUGAAUUAAAAAUUAUAAUGCAAUAAUGAAAUAAGUUAGUGUUGCAUCAUGGAAAUCCUACACUUACUACCUGCUGCUUUGGAAACUUUAUUCAGUGUGUAUUGACUCAAUGCUUGCCUCUUUUGUACAGUAGAUGUAAAUAAUUAAAAAAAAAAUCAACACCAUGAGAGUCAUGCAGAAACAAAGGCCUGUUCACACUCAAGUGAACGUGAAAUAUGUGGCUCCGAAAAACAAAUUUUAAAGCUCUAUUAUUUUUCUGUGGAUUCAACAUUAGCCAUCACCGUGAAAUUGUUACCGAGCCCAGGGCCAAACCACACCUCACUGCUGCUUUUGCACCAACUGCUGCCAAUGAUUCUUGUUGUUCUUGGCAAUUGAUUGGCUGGAUUUCAUUGACAAAAGCACUUGACAUUUACUGUGAUUGAAAUUUGUGGGCAACUGAAUCUGAAAGUUGCAGUGAAAAGUCAAAUGCAGCUAACGCGUGAUCAGGAGAUAUACAGCAAACUAAGCCGUCUACAACAUGCUCAAAGGUGAGCAAUACUGGGGUACACAUUAAGAUUUCUGACCAUUUUAGUUGGUAAAUUAUUUAAACGAGUGUUGGCGUUCAGAGGUAUAUUUAGCCUCUACGCGAGUCGCCAAAUUUAAUAGAAAUUAGAAACGUGCAUUUUGCAGUAUCAUUCUACAGGGAAGAGGUACAGCUGUCCUCUACCAGGUGCUAAACAACUAACAUGGUCUUUUAGUUUAAGACGUGCACAUUUUCAUCAAUGCAAACACAGUAUGCAAGUACACAGACAAAUCAGAAAGCCAUUUUCCACUCUUGAACAGGUCUGCUUGAAAUGUAGAUUUCCAUCUUAGGGUUGUUUCUUUUUGGUAUUUUAUGACCCCCAGCGUAACCACAGACUCCCAGCUAUGGGCUGUGGCUGUGCCCUGCUGGACUCAGCCUGUGUCUUUUGUAUGUUAGAAAGCAGUUAGGCUGGUGGACACAAUGAAAGCAGCUGUUAACUUUUGGGCUCCACCAGCUACUUAGACCAGAAUGAGUCAGUGAGCUUCCUGCCCUGCAGAUAGUCCGAAUACUUUUCAGAGUGGAUCCUGGGCCUCCCCCAUGUGAUGUGGACUUGGAGGCUGGCAGUUCGAUGGCCUGUAAGACAGGUGGUUUUGUUUAACAUGUCAGUAAGUUGGUCUAAUCCUAAGAGUUAGGUGUUGUUUCAGUUUUUCUCCAUCCAUGCGUACAGAUGGCCAACUCGACAAAGUGGCCUCCAGAGAUCCAUUCGUUUCGUACAUGCAGAGAAAAGUCAGCCCCUCGUGCGCAGCAUCUCUGUUGGAGAAGGUGGACAAAGUGGUGACCAGCACCAACAUCUGCCAGCAUUCUUGAAUUCAAUAUGCUGCAGUAUGUGACAGUGAGUUGGUUCAGAUGAGCUAAUACUACCAGAGUUUGGAGACUUGAGUGAAACGGAUUUUGUGGCCACUGGGCUUUGAGAUCUUUGAACUGGAUUAGAGCUCAGCUUUCCUGAAACAGUUUGGGACUGGAAUGAAGUUUGUGAGUGCAACUCAAAAUAAGUGCUUUUCUCCCUUUGUCCCUCAAAGAGUAGACUGACUUUAGGGCUUUUGUGAAUGAUCCCAUCCUGUGUUAGGCCGACAUCUCGGCAACUUUAUCUGCAGGAUUUUGCUUUUGGAGCUUCCUCCUUCCUUGAAUGUUAAAGCCUGCUAUCACGGCAUCGUGUUCAUUGCUGGGGAUGGGAAUGAUUACACAACCAGACAAGUUUAAUAAUAAUUAAAAAAUACCAGUCACACACGCCAGUAUUAGCUGAUGAUUUGUGGAAAAAUCAAAAUAUGUAACAUAUGUAUUAAUAUUACGGUAUCAGUUGCCGUGGUAUCAGUGUUUCUGGCAUUUGUCAGUUUUAGCUUAGUCUGUUACAUAAGUUACCGUAAUGUUAAUUGGCAUUGAAAUCAAUUAGAAUUCCCAUCCUUUAUAUAACAGCAAAGAAUCAGAUUUUUGCUGUCAUUUCUGUAUUUCUUUGCAUUUUGACAUGAGCUUAGGUCAUUUAGAGGAUGAUAAGCAGAUACAGUAAACAAAUGAAAAGAGCUAUGCAGUCAGUGGAGCUUCUGUAUGCUAAGCCACUUUAAGCUUUGCUGACUGAUUUAGCGAGAGCUGGUGGUUGGGUAUGUCGGUUGUUGUUUUUUUUGUAUUUGUUAUAGGGUACAUGUGGCCACAUGUGUAUGCUUUUAUGCACAUGUGUGUGGAAUCUGUCUGCAGCUACGCCUUUUGACUGGCAGAUCCUAUAGCUUUGGCUGUGAUGUGCUGUUAAAUUGAUAUACAUAUACAAAAUAAUGAGAGGAUGCAGAGAGGAAAAGAGGAACCCGGCCGGAGGGGUGAUAAACUGGCUUGUUGAGCUGAUGCUUCAUCAACACACCCCAGCCUCCUCCCUUCCCUCACUUUGCCCUGUCUCCACUGCUUUACUUUAAACUUAACAGAUGCUUAUUCAUACUCGCCUGCGUGGGCUGAAAAUUACUGGGCUUUGCGUUGGAAUGGACUUGUAAAAUAAACCUACGAUUUUUGGACUGUUUGAAAAGGAUGUGAAGCUUCUCGUGGAAUAAGCAUUGGAGAGCUGUAAGGAAGGGAUUCGGUGCUGUGUGUCCCUCUUUGCUUACUUUACUUGACGGCAGAGCAGCGGCGAUCUGCUGGAUCGCACCGCACUGCCCACAGAUGUUUGUCGUUGCGACCGUGUGCACUCAAGGCAGACGCAUGCUGUGACCUUUUGACUGUGUAGCAGUAUUGUUGUCGCCACUUUUGUUACAUUUUGAAAUUACUCGCUUUUUUGAAAGUAAGGACAUAGAAUAAAUAUGCUUUUGUUUGAAAUAGAUCACAGGCUGUGACUGAAGAAUUGAUCAUCGUAUAUAGCUAAGAUGUCAGGGUGGUGUUUUAGCCUAUUGACACAGGCCCCCUGGAGCCAAGGCCCAUCCCAUUAUGAUCAAUGAGGCAGUGUGUGCUAUGCAGCCUUGAAACCACCACCCUCACUGGUUUAUUUAUCACUGCCAAGCUGUAUGCGGAUGUGGCCGUUUUAAAUGCAGGGCCACUCAGUCCCCUGUGCUUAAUUUUCAUGUAUGUUGUGAUUAUUGUGUGGCACACUAAAGAGUGUGCGCUAACCUUGGCCUGUGUAGUGCAUACUAAAGAGGGGCCCUAAUAGGAACAGCAUGACAGCUCGUGUGUGGAGGGGAGGACUGGUCCCAGGAGAAGUAGACCAGUGUGUGGUCCCCUCUGGGUGCUCAGGCUGUGCAUUGGUGCUUUUUAUGGGGUUCCCCCAGCCUGAAAACAUCUGCUUUGGUUUAAAACACAGGGAAAAUGAAUAUGAGUGAAAUGCAAAUAAGGAAUGAUUUAACAGGGCUAGCCUGGCCCUGGACCUGCUCUUCUUCACUUGCAUUUUGUUGGGUUUUUUCUGCAACUGGGUCCCCUGCAACCUGUUGUGUUUUUACUGUGUUGGAGUCACACGUGGCUGUAGCUUAGUACUACCAGCAAUAAGACAAACCCAUCAGAGUCCACUUCAGAUCAUGAGGGAGAAACUGUGGCUCUAAUCGUAGAUGCACAGCGCAAAGGCCACCAGAAUCCACAGGUCUGGUUUGCAGGAGACGCCUCUGAGCAGGAUGUGGUUACAUUGAGCGAACUUGACAGGAGGAAUCAAUUCAGAAUGAUUUGCUCUCUGUCAGGAGGAGAUGGUUGUUGGUGUUCUGAGAUUGGAGGAAUCGUGAAGGGUCAGUCGGAGAGAGAAGGGCAGGGACUUGAAGAACUCUGAUCAGGUGUUCAUCUGUCGAUCGAGAAGAAAAACAGAAAAUCUAUUUUCCACUAGAUCUAGAAUCUUCCUUAAUUGUUUACUCUUCACCAUAAAGAAAUUCACACGUUGUUUCUUUGUCUGGUUUCCUGUCUCCAUCUUCUUCGACUGUGCUCUUCAUCUUUUGUUUAUUACAAAGUAUUAAACAAAUACAAGAACUGUAAAAUCAGAAUGGAAUCUGUCACUCUUGAUUUUAAUUUUUCUCUCCUUCUCUUGUGUCUGUUCUUUGUCCUGUUUGUAUCCUGUUCCAUCGUACAUGUGGAGCUGAUUGACUAUUGUGUGCUUCGGGGAUUGAAAGAAGAAAAAAAAAUAUGAAUAAUUUUUUCAGUCAUUAAUUCUGAAUCUUGUUUCUGUUUGUUGUAUCAUGUCUGAGUAAAGGUUUUAAUACUGUA
This is a messenger RNA of Scatophagus argus, 8035 nucleotides long. RefSeq names its product retinoid x receptor, beta a (gene rxrba). Lineage: Eukaryota; Metazoa; Chordata; Actinopteri; Scatophagidae. Bases 598 to 2010 code for a protein of 470 amino acids. Gene Ontology annotation, biological process: anatomical structure development; positive regulation of transcription by RNA polymerase II; cell differentiation. Gene Ontology annotation, molecular function: zinc ion binding; nuclear steroid receptor activity; retinoic acid-responsive element binding. Gene Ontology annotation, cellular component: nucleus; RNA polymerase II transcription regulator complex. The transcript is spliced from 13 exons. The record is from RefSeq and is a predicted model, not a curated record.